UCUCUCUUGCGUUUUUUCUUUCGUCGGUAGAAGUUUGAAUGGGCCUGUUGACUUACAUGCCAAAGCUUGUUUGCAUUCUAGCCCAAGCCCAUUCUCCUCGUAAAACUCUUUAGCAUCAUUUAAAUGAAGCCUUUGUUGUCCAGAAAAAAAGAAGUGGAAGCUUAGAUCAGUAGUUUAUUACUAAAUAUAAACUGUUUGAAGAUAUACUAAAGAAGAACUGUAACCCUUGGAUGUUCUAUUCUUACUCCCUUAGACAAGGCUAAACGCUGUUCCCUAGGCAUAUAUUGGUUAGGAUGUCUCUUUCAUUGUUGUUCCCUUGCUAUGAAUCAUAUAGCUUGUGGUGGCACUGACAUUGUCCUUGCCUUUGGUUAUGAUGAACUGUAGAGCAGAACUGCAAGUUCACCUGGUCAGUUAUCGACUCAGACAACUGAUUUAUUUCUCUCGUACGUUUGCCUAUCGCUGGUUCUGUGAGAGAUAAUUUCUCAGGGAGCGAGCAGAACGACUUAAGGGAGUUUGUGUCUAAUAUCACAAGAAGUCUCAGGUCAUGAUACAUAGGAGGGACAUUCUCCAAGAAGAUAUCAAAUGCGUUGUGUAUGGAGUCUGCCACGAUAUAUCUUCAUGGCCUUGCAUGAAAGAUGGAGAAAACUCAGAAGAAGUCUAUUUUGGUCUGAAAACUGGAGAGGGGUCUUUUGGAGUUCAAGUGCUAGAGUAAGAUUCAGAAGCAGACAUGGAUUGCUGACAGAGUAACUUGUGACGAAGCUGACAAGUACUCUCUCUCGAAUCAUAUGAGCCUCAAUGAUCUUAUGUCAUAUAGAAUCCCGUAAAUACUUGUUCACAAUUCACAAAUACUGCAAGUGAAAACAGAAUUCUUCCAGAGAAUCAGAGUACUUGCUUGUUUCACUAUAAGACAACAGUCUUGUUUCUUCCAUAAGGUAAGACCCGUAGUUCCAGUAUGAUUUUGUGGGGCAUUUUUUUCUCGAGGUUCUCAGAUUUCUGGAGGUAGCACUAUGAUUGUAGAAAUAAUAUGUUAUAUAUUAGCUACAUAAUUGGUGAAAUUCUAGAAUUUAAAAUAUUAUAUUACCAAAAUAGGCAUACAAAUAAAUAAAAGUUAGUGGUAAAAAAACACUAAACAGUUUUCAACCACUAUAAAAAUCAUAUAAAAACAGUUAUUUAAGCAACCAAAUUUUUUUUUUCCAAAUUGGAGUUUUUUUUUUAACUAACUUUGAUUUUUGGUACAACGCAGUUAUUUCUUUUUUACAUACUACUGACAUAUAAGCAAGCAUUUUUAUGAGUUUACAACGCAUGGCUUAAAUUUUUGGUACAUCUUCCAAAUUUGAAGGAUUGUUUCGUAUAAUUCUUCCAUUCUUUUUUGGCUUUUAUACUCAUCAAAACUAUAGUCUUUGUAGUUCAUUGACGUAAUUACUUACUGCUAUAAAUUAUAAAAAGAAAAUAUUACAUUGUAAUACAAGAAACAAAUAUUUUAACAAAUUAAAUUAGGUAGAAAAAAAAAUCUCGAGGCUUAGAAAACUGGGAGUGCGAAUCUAGUUGUUUUUAUUAAUAAGAGAAGGAAAUCAAAUUUAUAGUUGUGUCUUAUUAUUAAUUAGUCUGUUACAAAAAUUGAAUAACCGAAAACAUAUGGUACGCGGGGGGGAUUUAUGAUAUUUGAUUCAACAAUAAUCAAGAGAGAGAGAGGAGUGUGAUUCGAUUCUUUCUUUAAAGGGAAAAAAACAAAACAAUCGAUUCCCUUUUGCUCUCACACUUCUCCCGCCCAUUGUCAUCUCUCUCUCUAGGGAUUUUAGGGUUUUUUUUUCUUUCGCAAGAAAAUUGAUUCGUCUCUGAGUCGUCGUCGUCGUCAAUGGGUCCAAGAUCGGAGGUAAUCAACCAAGUCAUUCAGUUUGUGCUGCCGAGUUUGACCGAUCCGGCGGAUCUGUCUGCAGCAUCGCUGGUUUGCACGGCUUGGUACGAGGCGGAUCGUGAGACUAGGGAGCACGUGACCGUUCCCUUGUGUUACGCCGCGAAACCAUGUGGAUUGAGCCGACGGUUCCCUAAUUUGAAGUCUAUCAGAGUUAAAGGUCGACCAUUGUUUGAGAUGUCUCCGCGUGUACCAAAGAGCUGGGGAAGCUUUGCAACACCUUGGGUGAAUGAGAUCGCAAUAUCAAAGUUCUCUGCUGUAAACUCAAUUCGUUUCAAGAGAAUCAUAAUCACUGAUCUGGAUCUUGACGUUCUUUCUAUGGCUUUAGAAAAAAAACUCAGAACUUUUGAACUAAAGUCUUGCUCUGGAUUCAGCUCUGAUGGCCUCUUCUCAGUAACAAAAAGAUGCAGGAAGAUAGAGUGUCUUUUGUUAUCCAGGAUCACUUUAGUGGAAGAGAAAAAUGGCGAAUGGCUGCAUCAAGUGGCAUUGCACAACACAACACUUAAGAGCUUGCACUGUUAUCAGACAGCCAUUACUAAGGUGAGCAUAGAAGAUCUCGAAACCAUUGCAACAAAAUGCAGCACCUCUCUGGUUUCACUCAAGAUUAGUGGCUUUGAUCUGUUGAGACUUCAAGGGACCUUAAGGCUCGCUAGUGUGCUUGAGGAGUUUUAUGGUGGUGCCAUUGUUGAGGAUGGUGACCCUGAUGACCCUUACUUCAAUGCAGCUAUAUACUCUUUUCCACCCAAGAUGUGUCACGUUGGUGACUUCAUUGGUCUCUCUCGCAAACAUGUCCCCAUCAUGUAUUCUUUUGGCCGCAGACUCCAGACACUCGAUCUUUUUGGUGCUGUCCUUAGCAACUAUUCCCACUGCGUAAUUCUGAGUUUGAUUCCCAACAUCGAAACUCUCAAAACCACUACCUGCAUUGCAGACGAGGGACUCGAUGUCCUUUCUCGAUACUGCAAGAAGCUCAAGGUGUUACUACUCCGUCCAGCUUCAAGACACGCUGAUCUUGAACGUUAUCUUGUCACAGACAAAGGAAUGAUACCUGUUGCUACAAACUGCGUCCGCUUAGAAUCCCUUACCGUAUGCAUGAUGAAGCUUGGAAACGGAACUCUACUUGCUGUUGCUAAACACUUGAAAGACUUGAAGAAAUUUGAUGUGCAGAUAUUAUUGACGGUCAGCACGCAAGUAGAUAAACCACUAGAUGUUGGGAUUAGAGCUGUUUUGAGCCGAUGUGAUAAGCUGACAAAGCUUCGUUUGUAUCUAGAAAGAGGAAGUGUUCGUGAUUUUGGGAUGUGUUCCAUUGGAGAGUAUGGCAGCAGCUUGAGGAGCAUAAAUUUGAACUUUGUUGGUGAUUCAGAUGAAGGUCUUCAUGGACUUGCCAAAGGAUGCAAAAAACUACAAUGCCUUGAGCUCAAUAAGUGUCUGUUCAGCUAUAGAGGAAUUGCCAUUGCUGUAACCAUGUUGCCCAAGCUACGUUACAUAAAUGUUCUUGCGUAUGAAAGUGCUGAGAGAGAAGAUCUGAACCUGAUGGCUCAUCCUCAUUGGAGAAUCGAGUUCUGUCCAUCCCUUGUUGAACUUGUUGCCUAUGGUUCUGUAGCUGAUGAGCUGUCUGAUUACCCCUCUCAAGUUGUACGUUUUAACUGAUAUUUCCUUUUUUGUUUUUACUGUGUAACGCCGAACAUAUGGCAUGAAGUUUAGGGGAUUGUUACUUCUCUAAUGCUGUCGUGUCGAGUCUAUAGAAAGAUGGGUAAACUCUA
Messenger RNA from Raphanus sativus (radish), 3672 nucleotides. RefSeq names its product coronatine-insensitive protein 1-like. Gene Ontology annotation, biological process: SCF-dependent proteasomal ubiquitin-dependent protein catabolic process. Lineage: Eukaryota; Viridiplantae; Streptophyta; Magnoliopsida; Brassicales; Brassicaceae. The record is from RefSeq and is a predicted model, not a curated record. The coding region runs from base 1856 to 3559 and encodes 567 amino acids. The transcript has 5 exons. Gene Ontology annotation, cellular component: SCF ubiquitin ligase complex.